AAGCCAUGCACGCCGGCCAUGGCGACUAUGGACUACGUUGAGAUACCCUCGUACGCGACGCGACUGCAGUCAAAUGUGUCGUCGUCGUCGAAUGUGCGCCCGGCUACGAAGAUAACCACGUCCCUCCCGAACCCCGAAUCGUCGCCCGUGCUCUCGCCGCUAUCCGCUGGCCUUCCCAGUCCGCCCGCCAAGGGUCCACUUGCACUCAAUCUGCCGCAGAUUCUGCUUUCUACUCUUCCGAACCCCCCGCCGGCGCCUAGAAAUGCUGCGACGGGGGCUCCGCAGGGUCAGCUACUGAGCACCCGCGAUCCGCUCUCUAUCCCCAUAACUUCGGUCAACUUUCGACGGUUUGUGUCGAAAAGUGGGCCGAUAUUCUGGCUGCAGGAUAGGAUUGAGGAGGUGGUUAUGUGGAGGAAGGGCUGGAAAGUUACGGGAGUGUGGAUGUCCGCUUAUGCCUUUCUGUGCUACUUUCCCCGUCUUAUCUUACUUCUACCUCAUGCCGUCCUUUUGGGCAUCCUACUCGUGAACCACCCUUCGAGAAAGUCGGGCUCCGCAUCUGUGCGUGACAAUGACUCUACCAUUCCACCGCCGCCAUCAUCCGCUGGAGAAGGGAGUGUAGAUUGGCUUGCCAACCUCCAAGCAAUCCAGAAUCUUAUGGGAUUUGUGUCUGACGCGCACGAUUUCGUGUAUCCCGUUGUCCCACACCUCACAUACUCCACGCCAUCCACCUACCCCCUCCUCGCUUUUACAACGAUAUCCUUCCUCCUCCUUCUCCCCCUCGUCAGCCUUCUCCCCGUGCGCCCUAUGUUCCUUGUCCUCGGUAUGGCUCCCUUUCUCGUAACACAUCCCUUUGUCCGAGCGCGUAUUUACCCGCUCGUCCGCGCAUUCCUCUCACUAUCCCCCUCCAGCCCCGCUCCGCUCCCACAGCAUAUCGUGCAAUCGCGGAAACACAUUUAUACCACGAUCAUCCGCGCGCUCGAUGACGACCGCUUGGAAGACCGGCACUGGCGCAGCGAGCUGAGGGAGGUCGAACUGUGGGAGAACGAGCGAUGGAGCGGUUCGGCGAGCAUUGGCAGCGAUGAGAACAGCGCAGCAGUGCUUGGCACCUGGAGCAAGACAAACCUGCGAGCGACAGACCGGAGUGCGUGGACGAGAGGCAGGGACGGAUGGGGAGGCAUGCAGAUGGACGGGAGCGGUGAUGUCAGUAGCAACCUCACGUUCUCGCUCGCACCUGGCUGGGCAUUCGUGGAGACCGAGGACUGGCGGCCAGACAUUGAGGCCUCGUGGGCGCCGGCUGGCUCAGAUGACCACGGCUGGGUGUACACAAACGACGCUUGGCAGGAUCCCCGUCCCGCGCCGCUCGAGGGGUGGCAGGCAGGCGGUGUGACCAGGAGACGGAGAUGGGUGCGGAGGAUCUAUUAUAAUCCGGCGCUAUCUGUAUAGAUACCCCAUUGAAGUACAGAGCUUAUACACCGUUACACGCCCC
Gloeophyllum trabeum ATCC 11539 is the source of this 1486-nucleotide messenger RNA. RefSeq lists its product as uncharacterized. The record is from RefSeq and is a predicted model, not a curated record. Bases 19 to 1443 code for a protein of 474 amino acids. Gene Ontology annotation, biological process: peroxisome organization. NCBI's taxonomy places the organism in Eukaryota, Fungi, Basidiomycota, Agaricomycetes, Gloeophyllales, Gloeophyllaceae. The transcript is spliced from 5 exons. Gene Ontology annotation, cellular component: peroxisomal membrane.